AUGUUGUCCGUGUGUUGCAAAGAAAUUUCAAGACCGAGGGCUGUGGUGACUUUAGUCAAGACCGCGUCCUUAGCCACUGCCGCCGCCAGGGUGGAAACGAAUGAAAAGAAGCAUGUCAAGACACCGGAAACCGAAUCAUUCUGUAUGAAUCUGUUUCGCGGUCGUGCAGUAAUCAACCAAAUAUUUCCGUAUCCACUAAAGCUCGAUGACGAUCGGCGUGAAACAUUACACCUCAUCGCUGGUCCUAUGGAAAAAUUUCUUGAGGAAGUGAACGACGUCGUUAAAAACGACGAAAAGAUGGAAAUUCCAAAGGAAGUGCUAAAGCAGUUCAGCGAACUCGGCGCUUUUGGUGCGCUAGUCCCACCGGAGUACGAAGGUGUUGGUAUGAAUAAUAGUCAAAUGGCGAAGAUGGCGGAGAUUGUUGGUUCGCACGAUCUCGCACUUGGAGUCGUAAUGGGCGCUCAUCAGUCCAUCGGUUACAAAGGCAUUCUUCUGUUUGGAACUGAAGCACAGAAAGCGAAGUAUCUGCCAGAUUUGGCUACUGGCCGGAAAUUUGCGGCUUUUUGUCUUACAGAACCUAGUAGCGGUUCUGAUGCAAAUUCAAUUCGUACUCGUGCGGAGAAAAGCCCUGACGGAAAGCAUUACAUUUUGAAUGGUGGUAAAAUAUGGAUCAGCAAUGGAGGAUUUGCCGAGAUUUUUACCGUAUUUGCCCAGACUCCAAUAAAGCAGCCGGAUGGUACAACCAAAGAUAAAGUAUCUGCAUUUAUCGUUGAACGUAGCUUUGGUGGAGUCACUAAUGGACCACAAGAGAAAAAAAUGGGCAUCAAAGGAUCUAACACAACAGAAGUCCAUUUCGAAAAUGUCAAGAUUCCUGUUGAGAAUCUUCUUGGUGGCGAAGGUGAGGGAUUCAAAGUGGCCAUGAAUAUCCUCAACAAUGGCCGUUUUGGAAUUCCGGCGGCAUGCACUGGAGCCAUGAAAUUUUGCAUACAAAAAACCGUAGAUCACGUAACACAACGAGUACAAUUUGGUCAAAAACUGCAGGAUUUUUUCAAUGUUCAGGAAAAACUCACCAAUAUGAUUGCUCGUCAUUACGCUACUGAGUCAAUUGUUUAUCUACUCGCUUCCAACAUGGACCGCGGUAUUCAGGACUAUCAGCUAGAAGCUGCUAUCGGCAAAGUUGCUGCUUCGGAAAACGCCUGGUGGGUAUGCGAUGAAGCUAUUCAGCUUCAUGGUGGCAUGGGUUUUAUGACUGAGACUGGCUUGGAACGAGUAAUGAGAGAUCUUCGAAUAUUUAGAAUCUUCGAGGGUGCAAAUGAUGUUAUGAGACUUUUCGUGGCCCUUACUGGAGCACAACAUGCUGGCAAACAUCUUCAACAAGUCGCGAAAGACAUCAAAGCGGGAGGAAUCGGAACACUAUUUGGGCAAGUAAUAAAGCGAGCAACAGGCGGAAGCACUGGUGGAGACUUUGAGGCCGUUGUUGAUCCUGCGCUUAUGGAAUCAGCCAAGGAACUGGACUCAUGUAUCAAAGAAUUUGGAAAAACUAUCGAAAAACUUUUGAUGAAAUACAGAAAAGGAAUUAUAGACCGGCAAUACGAAUUGAUCCGUGUCGCGGACGCAGCUAUAGACAUUUACAGUAUGAUAGCUACUUUGUCCAGAUGCACAAACUCUUGUAAAAACAACGUAGCAAGCUCAGCACACGAGAGGGAAAUAGCGACUUAUUUUUGCAGCAUAGGUUGCCGUCGCGCCAUGCAUAAUCUGAAGGAAGCCUCUGGAGGUCACGACAGGGACAUCAAACUGGUCACGUCUAUUGCUACGACUGUAUGCAGAAAUGGAGGAUUGCAACAGCAGCACCCAACUGAUAUUUGAAUUAAUCUGGAUGUACGAAAGAUGGCUCCUUUGCUUGAUUUUUGUAUAGCUGAUGUAAUGUUGACUGACACUUGAUAUUACCUUAUUAGAUUAACCUCAUUGCAAAUGACCAUCAAAGACUUCAAAUUUACUAAGCGGGUAAGGAAUGAAUUAUUUUGAUAGGGAACAAUCUCUUCGUUUGCGAUUUCUGCCUGACUACAAACAUGCUAUAUAUCUGCGAGUGCUGAAUUUGCUCAUUUAUGAAAGCUCUGUCUCUAUGCUGACCCCUACCAGCUUUGCAAUCGCGUUAAAAUUGUGAUAUGCUCUCGCCAUUCUGCUCACACUUAUGUCUAUGCGGAUCAUAUGUUCGAGCAACCUGAUUCUUCCA
Messenger RNA from Cylicocyclus nassatus, 2233 nucleotides. The record is from the annotation of a GenBank genome assembly. NCBI's taxonomy places the organism in Eukaryota, Metazoa, Nematoda, Chromadorea, Rhabditida, Strongylidae.